CAAACUAGCUCGGUUAUUUGGCGCAAAUAUUUUUAGACCACCCGCUUUACUAUUUCCGGACGCGCCAAUAACAGAUUUCGCUACCAGCUUUUUAUUGUCAACGAAUUCCCCCCAAUUCCAAUCCUUACUAUUCUUCCCCUCAAAUCGACCUCGAUUUUUCUUCUCGACUUUCAAAUCAAUCUUUCAUUUGUCUAAUUCGUUCUCUUCUCUAUCCAUCUAUACUUUUUUCGGCUAUAGCAGUUUUGAAAAUCAAAUUUCGAUUUUAGGGUUUCAGAUCUCCUCUAUUUUUUCUAUAGAUCUGUUCAAUUCCGAGUUCUUUUUGUAAAAUUAAUUGUUAUUAUAUCUUAAUUUCGUUUUUUCUCCAUUGAUUUCUCUGGGUUUUUUAAAGAAAAAUAGGGUUGAUCUUCUUCCGAUAUAAAUAAUCUGCGGAUUUGGAAUUUCUUGUUCAAUUUUAAAUUCUUUGAACCAAUUUUUGAUUGAUUUAAUUAAUUUAAUUUUUAAUUGAAGAGUUGUAUCUGAACUUGGGGAUCUAGAGUUAGGGUUUUCAUAAAAAAUUGCAAUUCAUACUUUUACCUCUCGAUUUUCCCCCCCCAAAAAAAAAAGAAACUUACAAUUUUACCCGUAUUUAUAUUGCUGUCCUCAAAUUGAAAAAUUGGCUAGCUCAGUUUUGACGAAGACCAGCUUCCCGUUCAAGCUAAUUAUGGUGCAAAAAAGGUCGUAUGGUGAAGAGGAGUUGUAUGAGGUUUCAUCUAAGCAACCAAGACAUGAACCUAGCUGUCAGUUAGUUUCAGUUUUGGAACUUUCUCGUGAAUCAGUGGCUGUGAAGGCUUAUGCUUCAGGUGGUGAUGAGGAAAACUCUUCAAGAACCAAUGCUGACAGCAAACCUGAUAGUCACAAUGUGGCUGAAGCUCUUUUUUCUUCUGAGAAAGAAACUGAGAUGGGCAUUUAUGGCUCUGCUUCUAACUCUUCCUGGCCCACCAGUUGCACCAGUGAGGAAGACAUCAGGCCUGAGGCGCGUUUUCACAUAUUGAUGUCUCCUGAAUAUUACUAUUUUGAUAAUCCGUUCAGGGCCGCUGCUCAUCAUGGGGAGAUGCAUUCUUCUCUAUUGUGUGAUCCUCCUCAAAAGAUGGUCCCUAUUGGACCUGAUUUUCAAGCAGAAUUACCCGAAUGGGUUGCAUUUGGUAAUCAGGAUAAACUGUACGUGGAGGGCAUACAUGAAACUCUGUGUCCUUCAUCGCAAGCUGAUGAAAAUAAACUUGCUGGUACGAGUAUCAUUACAAUGCCUGCAAUGGAGCUAUGUGCAGAUCAUGGGGAGAAUAUUGUAGAGAGAGGAGGCGAAUGUCCAUGUGAAGAUAUAGGUUCCAUAAGAUGUGUUCGGCUGCACAUCAUGGAAACAAGGGAAAAACUAAAGCUAGACCUUGGCGAGGAGACAUUUGUUAGGUUGGGUUUUUGUGACAUGGGAGAGGUAGUGGCAGAAAAAUGGAGUGAAGAGGAAGAGGAAUUAUUUCAUGAGGUUGUAUUGUCCAAUCCUGCAUCACUGGGCAAGAAUUUCUGGAACCAUCUUGCUAUUGAGUUUCCUUCACGGAGCAGGAAGGAACUUGUUAGCUAUUAUUUUAAUGUUUUUAUUUUGCGAAAACGUGCUGAGCAGAACAGAUUUGAUCCACUGAACAUAGACAGUGAUAAUGAUGAGUGGCUGGAGAUUGUUGGUGAUGCUGAUCAGGAAGCUAAUAUGACGGAUGAAGAUGAGGAGUCUGUGGUUGAAUCCCCAGCAUAUCAUAAUGAUCUCAGUGGCAAUGGGAUCCAUGAGGAGCUCGAUAAACAUCAUGAGGAUGUCGGUGAUGCUACCUGGGAAGAUUAUAAGGCUGUAAAUGUUUGUAGCACGAAGGUCUUCACUGAUGUGCCGGAAUCAUGUCCUGGUGAGCUGUUUGAUAGUAACAGCAGUUAUAAACUUAGUUUACAGCCUCAAGACCAAGGCCUAUCAAAUAAAGUGGUUAAGCAAGAAGUCCAAGAUGGCUCCUGUACCACUGUUGCAGCCGGGGUUACUUCAGAAUCAUCACUAGGGCAGACCAACAAUGGUAAAUGUUGGGCUAAUGAUAUUACUGGUAUGGGCAGUGGCACUGAGCAUGAUCGUGUGUUUGGGCCAUGUAGUUGCAAAGAAUGGGAUGUUGGGUACUUGAGCUGUUGUGCCAGAAAUGAAGUUGAUUUGUUACCAACCUGCACUAUGAUUGAAGAAGUCUUUGGGGAUGGAGCCUGGAUAUACAAGAGUUGAGAUGGUUAAGGGUUAAGCUAUGUUUUGACAUUUACAUUCAUGCUGUAGACAGAGGCAGGUUUUGUGUGGUUGAAUCAAUCUGGUGAUGCUUCAUUUGCAGGUUCCGGUUUUCCUUGUAUAUUCAUAAUGCUGGUGGAAGAUAAUUUUUACUCUCUUCAAGAAAUGACAUUACAAGGGUGUUACAGGAGCUGAUGGAUGCUAUGCUUUUGGAACUGUACAGUAGCCAUUAUUUGAUUUGCUUAACACCAGUUUCCUGGGAAGCUGUUUUGACUGACAGUAGGUUCUUAGAAUUUAUUUGUAAAGUUAAACUAUGGCCAAUUGAGCCAUAUUUCCAAAAAAGGGGGAUGAAGAUCCUUUUAAAAAUUCUUAUAUACGUAAAUUUAGUUGUUUUGUACAGUCGCGGAUUUCCUCUCUUUUUA
Messenger RNA from Nicotiana tabacum (common tobacco), 2688 nucleotides. RefSeq lists its product as uncharacterized. The record is from RefSeq and is a predicted model, not a curated record. Lineage: Eukaryota; Viridiplantae; Streptophyta; Magnoliopsida; Solanales; Solanaceae.